UAAAACGUGACGCUAAGUUGUUGAAUGACUUGUUAGGUGAGCUUACUCUGAACUUGGCCUCUUCAAGGUCCAUUUCCGACAGGUAGGCUUAGCAACGAAUUCAUAUUGAGGUAGAGGCUGCAGAUCAACGCGGGAGAAAGCUACUUACCUGUAGUUGUGUCAGAAAGUAGAACUAGAACCUGGCCAUUAUCAGUAUAGCAAUUUUGUGAGUGAGCGUCUGUCACAUUUCUUGAGGUAGAUGAUUAAUUACUAUUUAUAAUUAGAACGAAACCAUCUAAACAUUGGUUGAUAGUCCGUGAGUUUAAUAACCGAAAAUGAUGACUGCUGCUUCUACUUGAUUUUAAAGCUUUAGCUACUUCACAAUACGGGUACUUUUUUGUUAUAGUGCUUUGUUAAGUUUCGGGUGUGUUAAAAACGCUUUUUUUGUGUAACCCAACUAAAUUGUUCAAAACUUUACAAUUAUAUUAUUAAAAACUACGAUUUGUCUCUAGGACAUUUCGUGUGUACAGUGCCGGUUUUUGAACAGUGUAUCUCAUGCUUAAUGCUCGACUGCGUAGAACUGCGCGACCGGAUGAUUCAUCAGAAGUGCUACAGUGACAGUAAUGGCAACACUUGGACUGUCGAAAGUUUUCAUUUUGGACAAAUAUUUUACAGAACUGCAGAAAUUCUGGGAGACAGAACGUAAGUUGCAAGAAUCUUCUUCAUCAAACGAAGCGGUUCAUCUUCAGCAGCGACUGCGCAGUCUCAGUUCGGAGUUGGUAACGUUGCGGAAUCGGUUGCACGUGACAGGUGGCUCCCCUAGCGUUCCAGUCAAUGGACAUACUCUUCCUGCCUACCCGCAGAACGCGGAACCAGAACUGUGUAAGCCGAAUAUAGGGAUGAUACGGCCCAGUGCAUGUCCAGAUGUCCAUGACUUAAUUCAUCUCCCAGGACCACUGACUGAAGACGCUGUAUUACGAACUCUCCACACCAGGUUCUUCAACAGAGAAUAUUUUACAAACGUUGGCCCAAUCCUUCUUACUGUUAAUCCCUGCCAAGACGUCGGUAACCCUCUCACCCUCAGCAGUGCUCAUGCUUCCUCAAAGUGCCCUCAGUUGCUUCGUGUGGUCCAUGAAGCUGUCCGUCAGCAGUCAGAGACGGGAUACCCCCAGGCCAUUAUUCUUGGCGGAGAAAGCGGAAGCGGAAAAACGUAUUACUCCAUGUUACUAUUACGUCAGUUGUUUGACGUAGCAGGUGGAGGGCCAGAAACUGACGCUUACAAACACAUGGCAGCCGCUUUCACUGUGCUUCGGUCUCUGGGCAGUGCCAAAACAUCGUCCAACUCAGAAUCUAGUCGUAUUGGUCAUUUCAUUGAAGUUCAGGUGACAGAUGGCGCCCUCUAUCGGACUAAAAUUCACUGUUAUUUUCUUGAUCAGACGAGAGUUGUUCGUCAGCUUUCUAACCAAAAGAACUACCAUAUAUUCUACCAGAUGUUAGCAGGCCUAACACAGGAGGAAAGAGCUAAACUAAAUCUAGAAGGAUAUUCCAUACGCAGUCUUCAGUACUUAAACCAUGGAGAUGUUAACCAGAAUGAGUCGGAAGAUACAGCAAGGUUUGAAGCAUGGAAGACAUGUCUUUCAGUUCUUGGGAUCCCAUUCAUGGAUGUCAUUAGGGUGUUAGCUUCAGUUCUACUGCUAGGAAAUGUCCAGUUUCUUGAUGGGCCAGGGCUAGAAGUGAACAUGAAAAGUGGAGCAGAAAUUAAGUCAGUUUCAUCUUUAUUGGGGAUAUCCAGUGUUGCUUUGUUUCGUGGUCUUACUUCUCGCACGCACAAUGUUCGUGGACAGAUUGUUAAGUCUGUUUCUGAUGCUUGUAUGGCCACUGCAACAAGGGAUGCCUUAGCCAAAGCACUUUACUGCCGGACAGUAGCAACAAUUGUCAGACGAGCCAAUAGUUUAAAAAGGCUUGGAUCUACCUCAGGAACUCUAAGUUCUGAUAGCAAUGAAUCAGUUCAUAAUCAUGCAGCAGAGACUGGUAGCCAGCAUGCUUCGACCAUAGGCUCAGGUGGAAUUAAGUCUUCCAAAUCUAUGACAGUUCUUAACUCUGCCGUUCGCCAUGCUACUGAUGGCUUUAUCGGUAUUCUUGAUAUGUUUGGCUUUGAAGAUGGGAAGCCAAGUCAACUUGAACAUCUGUGCAUCAACUUGUGUGCUGAAACAAUGCAACAUUUUUAUAAUACUCAUGUGUUUAAGAGUAGCAUUGAGUCCUGCAGAGAAGAAGGAGUUCUCUGUGAUGUAAAAGUAGACUAUGUGGAUAAUGUACCCUGCAUAGAUUUAAUUUCAUCUCUUAGAACUGGAUUACUGAGUAUGCUGGAUGUUGAAUGUUCAGUCCGUGGUACCCCUGAAUCAUACAUCCAGAAAGUAAAAAACCAGCAUAAAGCCAGUUCUAGGUUUUUUGAGCCCCAACUCUCAGACUGUCGGAUUUUUGGAGUUCAGCAUUUUGCAGGAAAUGUUUUUUAUGACACAUCUAAUUUCCUUGAGACAAAUAGGGAUGUUGUUCCUGAUGAUGUUGUUUCUGUUUUCCACAAGACUUCAUGUAGUUUUGGUUUUGCUAUUCAUUUGUUUGGAAGUGAAUUAAAAGCUCUUUACUCAGAAGAGACAGUUCCUCGGGGUGUGUCCUUCAGAAUUUCACCCACUUCUCAUACAGACUUGCAAAAUGGAAAUGAGCCAGUUUCAACACUUACCCAAGAUUUUCACACACGCCUCGACAACCUAUUGAGGACUCUAGUCCAUGCCAAGCCUCACUUCAUUCGUUGUAUCAAGUCAAACAACUGCGAACAACAGUCCCACUUUGACAGAGCUUUAGUUGUCAGACAGAUUAGAGCCCUUCAAGUCCUUGAAACUGUCAAUUUAAUGGCAGGAGGCUAUCCACAUCGUAUGAGGUUCAAGGCUUUUGCUGCUCGAUACAGAGUUCUAGCCCCUUUCCGAAAACUGAAACGAAAUGAAGAUAAAGCCAUUGAAGAUUGUAAGAUUAUAUUGGAUUGUUUUCUACGAGUAGUGGAAGCUCAAGAAUUAACAAGUGCUUCAACGUCUUGGUCAUUAGGCAAGAGACAUAUCUUUCUAAGUGAAGGGGCACGACAACAACUAGAGAAGGUACGAGUAGAGCGGCGACAUAAUGCAGCAGUGCUCAUACAGUCAGCAUGGAGAGGCUGGCAGUUUCGUCGGCGUUGGUCCACUCUUAAACGUAACCUGCAGUUACAGGCUCGUACACGGGGCACCAAAAAUGUUCAUCAUCCCCCUCCACCCAUUACCACCAAUGCUUCAAGGCCACGCCCUCAACCAAUUGCUGGGACUCCUCCUCCUGACUUGGAGAAAGAUCAGAAAAAAAUUCAGCAAACAUGUUCACUGUUUGGACUAGAUCUGGAGCGACCUCCACCAGUACCUCCCAGUCGAUCAUAUACAGUGACCGGCAACACUAAAAUGGGGUAUCCACAAACAAGAGUAAUAAAAAUGAAUUUCCCAGAAGAUGGUAGUGGAGAGGUUCAGUUGCUGAAAGGAGAAACUGUAGUGGUUGUGGGAGCUUCCCAGCAACGAGGACAUCUACUGGUGGAACACAAAAGUCAUACAAUUCAUGUCCCCUAUCAAUAUUUGGAGCUGAAGACCAGUGGUCAGCCAGCACUUGGCAUGUGAAAUGAGCUCUUUAUUGGCAAAGCCAUUACAAAUCAUGUUGUAAAUCAAGAAACAGAGGGUCUUAUCAAGUAAUUAUUUUGUAUUGUACUUGGAGUGACUGUAAUUGUUUGUUAGAAGUAUUAUGUUUAAAGAUGGACUGACUAAUAAUUUAGUUUUAGUAUGUUCUAGCAGGAAAAGAAUUAGUUAUACUGAGUGGUUUAUACCUGUGUUUCAGUAUGUUUUAGAAAAAAAAAGGAUUGGGUCUAGUUACUGAUGCUAAAGUAAUAUUUGAUAAGUUGCUCUUUGUUUUGUUGUAUAGGUAAUCAUUUGUUUUCAUGAGCUUGUUGCUAAUGUUAAAGCAAUGUUUUGAUGCAUUUCCUAUUUGUUUUGUUGUCAGUAUAACAUUUAAUUUAAUAAACAAACAUCUGGUGUUAUAGCAAUAUUUGAGCACUUGGUGUUUGUCAUUUGUUUGAUUUAAUGACCUAAUUGUUUAAUUAAGUAAUACUUAAUAGAACUGGACUGAUACUUGGAAUCAGUAUACAAUUUUGACAAACAAAAGGAAAUGAUAUAAUAUAAUGUUCUGAGUGAUUAAUACUUUGUUUUAUUUGAGUGAGGGUCCAAUAAUCUAAAUUGUGUUUUAUACACAAGGUAACAUUUAGACUUCAUUGGGUUUUUAUCAUCCAGUUAUAAUUUGAUCAAGCAACCUCAUUCUUCACUUCCAAGUAAUGAGUUUACAAUGUGAUGAAGUUGUUUGCUAGGAAUGUAAUAUUUUUACAGAUUAGAUUCUUGUUAGUGGAUGGUUACCUUUUUGGUAUAUUUCAAGGUGAAGUUUAAUGAUAUGAUUUCAAUACUAUUUUCAGAUGUUUUACCUUCUCCACUGUACCAUGAAUGUACAGUUCAAGCUCUGACAAAAUAAAUUAUGAAUCUCUUGUGAUUUCCUAAGGAAUAUUUUAAAUAUACAGGGUGG
Limulus polyphemus (Atlantic horseshoe crab) is the source of this 4608-nucleotide messenger RNA. It is a transcript of the gene dachs, whose product is annotated as unconventional myosin-Vb-like. Gene Ontology annotation, molecular function: actin filament binding; ATP binding; cytoskeletal motor activity. The transcript has 24 exons. Lineage: Eukaryota; Metazoa; Arthropoda; Merostomata; Xiphosura; Limulidae. Gene Ontology annotation, biological process: vesicle transport along actin filament; actin filament organization. Gene Ontology annotation, cellular component: actin cytoskeleton; cytoplasm; myosin complex. The record is from RefSeq and is a predicted model, not a curated record. Bases 603 to 3662 code for a protein of 1019 amino acids.